Molecule: messenger RNA, 2645 nt
Organism: Ornithodoros turicata
Lineage: Eukaryota; Metazoa; Arthropoda; Arachnida; Ixodida; Argasidae
Exons: 4
Coding region: 496-1500 (334 amino acids)
Source: RefSeq, a predicted model, not a curated record
AGGAAGGGGAAUAACUGUAAGCGAUAAAUGCUAUCCCUUCACACCAUGCCUAAGUAAUUUAGCACAACGUCGAUCGCAGCGCCAAUUUUGAUAGCUUGCGGUUAGGUGAGGAACUACGGUGAAGGGAAGAAGAGUCCACUCUGCUGUAUAGCAACUAGUUCAUUAGUUUUGAAUCUGUACACGUUCAGCUCGUUGUGUUACUUAUCCGAAUUUUCAAAGGACAUGUCCUGCAAGUCCCGGCCACAUACAGCAUCUCUUUAACCGAUUCGAAGCCUCGAUUUUCUCGAUGAACCACUCGAGACGGUGUGUGGUGUGCCGCCAAAAUUUCACCAUCUCCGUCACUUCCUGUGGUGUUCGUUGUGGAUGGUGAUCGUAUUUCCAAUGGUGAACUUGAAUAGGGCUGAUACAGGAUGAAAGUGUGAUGUCCCGAGACAAUGAUCUGAGAGAAGCCAGCGACAACGAAUAUUCCCGUGGCCAGCCCGCAAUUGAGAGGGGAUGUUCCGCAUUGUUGAAGAUGCUGACGGACAGACAAAGAUCUUCCUAAACGCCACCAACGAGUUUCUGUGCGUCGUGAAGGAGAAGGUGUCCCGGAAGAGGCCCCGGACCGAAGAAACAGACGACAAUGAGUGCCGACGGAAAAGUGUCGAACGCAGAUUGUCUGACAACUCCUUCAAAAAGCUGAAGAAUGAAUGCCUUGUUUCUACAGUGGCACAGACUUCAAAGAAAGAGAGCACAGAAGUACGUCUCCCAUGUGCCACCGAUUUGCCCGAGGAGCAAUGGCGACCCGAAGAGCCGCCGACGCAAGCCGAGUUCCUCGGGCUCUUCGACUUAAUCUCAUCGAACGAAUCUAAGAACGGCCGCUGGACUCCACCGCUGGACGUCGCCCACGCCACCGCCUGCAUCCCGCUGUCGUCCCUACGAGUGAGAAGAUACCUGCGCUCCCUCCCGGACGCCGACGCCACCUCCGCCGUGGAGGCCUACGAGAGGUACUGCAACCUGCGCUUCCUGCUGCGGACGCCGACGUUCAACGGCUUCCCAGUCGCGUACCGCGAGCCCAAAUGCUGCAAAACGUGGCACGUGUACUGCUUUGGCAGGGAGCAGCGCCUGGAGCGGCGCCGGUACCUGGCCACGGGGCUCAACCGCCGUGCCCGGAAGCUCCGGGCACGGUGCAAACCCGCCGCCGUUGAGCUGCGUAGACUGAGCGCUGCCGAGAUCGCCAUGUGGGAGCACGGCCGGCUCUCCCCGCUGUCGCUCGAGAAGGUUCCGUGCCUCCAGCCGCGGUGCGUCAUCUCGGACGUGAGGGACCUGGUCUGCGACGGUGCCGUGCUGCAGGUGUCCCUGUCGGACGAAGCCUGUGCCAAACUGAACGUACCGGCGUCGCCGCGGCGCUGCAGAAGUUUGACCGCCUCGCCUAGGAAAACGCCCAUGGGAAAAGAGAACGUGUGCAAGAGCAGCUGGCAGAACCUUUGCAACACCGGCCCUGUGGUGAAUGGACAUUAAACGAAUAUUAGUUUUUUUUAGCGUGUGGAAGACACGUAGCCUUUGACUGCUUGCCUCGGAAUAUUGAUGGACGCUGCCAGGUUCUUGGCUUUCGUUUAGCAUUGCGGACCGCGGAGGUACCUACUUCGAACUAUGUUUGACUGAGACCCGUAGAACUACUUAAGCUGGAGUUUUUAUUUACGUAUACAUUUACACCUUUUUUUCACUUUUAAGCGAGGAUUGGUUAGUUGGAAAAGACAUUUUACCGUUGGGUUACUUUGUGGGGGAGCACCAAGCACUCCCAGAAGGAUUCUGCUUCUGAUGGCAAAACAGAACAAGGCAAAAAGUCCACGAUCAUGAACAUGUAAUUUAUGUACAGAAGUUGUGUUUGUAAUGGAGAUGCUUCAUGUACUGUAAAUACUUUUUAUGUGCGAGACUCACAUUUACGCGAACUUGACUCCUUCCUUUGUCACGGUGAACACGUGUCGCACGGACAAAGCCACGACGCUUCUAGUACCGUCGCUGUCCACAUCUAUCUGGACACCGGACUGGCGUCCCAAUCCGGACCUCCGGCUGACAACGCACGUCAGACCGAAACGUGACGUUAGGUCCUUGAGGCGAGAUGUCACGUCGUUAUACCGCGACGUAACGUCUCGCAGCUGUAAGCGGUCGUGCCAGUAAAAGGCAGAAAUGCUAUCGACGACCAGUAGAGUUGUGCGGUUUACCAGAAGGUGAUCUUCCAUUGUUGCCAGUGUGCUGAGAAAAGCUUCCAAAGAUGGACAUUUGUAGAGAGUGAAAUAUUUGAGCGCGCUGCGGACGUCCGAGCCGUUGCGGUCCAGGAUCUGGGCCAGCCGGAACAGGUCGAAGUGAUAGUCGAGAUCAAAGUACACGACGUGCUGCCGGCGGUUCAGGUGUGGCAGGACAAGCGUGUAGAGAAUCUGGCUCUUUCCAGACCCGGGACCACCAGUGAGUUCCGUGAGUGCACCCGAAGGGAACAGUUGCUCUACCCGGUGGACAGUCUGGUGAGGUAUCUGCAAUUAAUCAGUUUCUGUUUGUGUGCAUGUUUGUACUUUACGUUGGAUGCAGCGAGUGUGAGACAAAGGACCCUUGUAAGUUAUGGCAACUGAACUUGUUGAAAAAUAAAAAUGACACAAAGGAACUUUUAA